This is a messenger RNA of Didymodactylos carnosus, 1116 nucleotides long. The record is from the annotation of a GenBank genome assembly. NCBI's taxonomy places the organism in Eukaryota, Metazoa, Rotifera, Eurotatoria, Philodinida, Philodinidae.
AUGGGUCUUUGUAUCGCUACCACUAUACCAAAACUAUGUAAAUUUAUUAGUGAUGAAAAGAAUGGUACUACCAACACAUGUGAAUCAUACGCGGGGUAUUCCGGUGCUUACCGAAUUUGUUUUGGAUUUACAAUUUUUCAUGUUAUCAUGUCUCUAAUACUGUAUCGUGGCGGAUUUUUAUUUAUUAUUAUACAAAUGAUAUUUUUGAUUGAUUUCAUCUACACUGUCAACAAUAGAUGGUUGGAAAAAGCCUAUGAUGGAAAAAAUAUCUUUCGAUAUCUUUUAAUAUCAUCGUUUGUGGGUCUCUACUUGUUGACAAUUGGCUUGACAAUUGUUUUAUUCUAUGUAUACGGUCAUUCAACAAAAUGUUUACCAAAUCAGAUUUUUAUUGGUAUUAAUAUUGGACUGUGCAUCAUCAUCUCUAUUGUGUCUAUCUUACCAGCAGUUCAAGAACGUCUAACGUCAAGUGGCCUUCUACAAGCAUCAUUUAUUACAUUUUAUAGUACAUUUUUAGUCUGGUCAUCCGUUACGAGUAAUCCAUCUAAAGAAGCUCCAGAAUGUAAUCCAAGUAUUGUAUCCGCUGUUAGUGUAUCAAAAGAUGCUCUUAGACAAGAAUCUUUACCAAAAGAUUAUGUUUCAACAGCAAAUAUCGUUGGUCUCGCAAUAUUUUUCUUAACACUUUUAUAUUCAACAUUCAGUACAUCAGCACAAAAGUUUACUCGACCUAGAAAACGAACUGAAAAUGAAAAUGCAGCUGUUACACCUUCUCAAAUACCAGUCGCAGAAACCGAUUCAAUUUCAACAGUAAUAUUGACACCAGUUACAAGAGUUCAAGUUCAAUCGUCUGCACAUGUCAGUCGUUUUGUAACAGACUAUGAAGAUGAGAUUAUUGUUGAUUAUUCUUACAGUUUUUUCCAUUUUGUCUACGCACUUGCCUCAUUAUAUGCCAUGAUGACUUUAACAAAUUGGUAUCAACCUAGCCAGUCACUACAAUAUUUCAAUAUGAGUUCGCCAGCAUAUUGGAUCAAAAUUGCUUCCUCAUGGAUCUGUAUCUUUCUUUAUUUAUGGACAUUAAGUGCGCCAUUUGUACUUCGAAAUAGAGAUUUCUCCACAUAA